This is a messenger RNA of Salvia miltiorrhiza (redroot sage), 1664 nucleotides long. RefSeq names its product protein NCA1. Gene Ontology annotation, molecular function: ubiquitin protein ligase activity; protein binding. The record is from RefSeq and is a predicted model, not a curated record. Gene Ontology annotation, biological process: protein ubiquitination. Bases 253 to 1362 code for a protein of 369 amino acids. The transcript is spliced from 8 exons. NCBI's taxonomy places the organism in Eukaryota, Viridiplantae, Streptophyta, Magnoliopsida, Lamiales, Lamiaceae.
AAGAAUUAUUACAUCAAGAAAAACACUAUUGUUAUGUAGACUUUUCAAAACGACGAAGUACAACAGGAAAAGGAUAUUUUCUUUUCCGCAUGAUUUUUCCUCAUCUUAGAAAAUUCUCCCUUUUCAUUCUUCCCCUUAUAGAUUCUGGUAAGUGAGCAUUUUGGUUCAGAAAAUAUACUGGUAUAUCUAUCUGAUAUCAAAGAAGCUAAGAAAAAUCUGGAAUUCGAGUAAAAUUCAAGAAUUUAGAUCACAAUGACGCCUGUAUGCCCUUUUAACAAGGCUUCUCGGCCUGAUGAUGCAUCUGGAAAGAAACCUAGUGAAAACCAGAGUAAACAGCAGGCGUCUAGUGAUAACAAGUUGCAGCAAGAUGCAGCGAUUUCAGCAAAAUGCCCCUUUGAUAACAAGUCGCAGCAAAAUGCAGUGAUUUCACCAAAAUGCCCGUUUGGAUAUGAUUCUCAGACAUUUAAGUUGGGUCCUCUCAGCUGCAUGGUUUGCCAAGCACUUCUUUUUCAAUGCAGCAAAUGUGUGCCUUGUUCCCAUGUGUUCUGCAAAGUAUGCAUUUCAAGGUUCAGCGAUUGUCCUCUAUGUGGCGCUGACAUUGAGAAGAUCGAGGAUGAUCCGGAUCUUCAGAAGACCGUUGAUCGCUUCAUUGAGGGCCAUGCUAGGAUCAAGAGGUCUCAGAUUGACACAGACAAGGAGGAAAGAGAAGCUGAUACCAAAACAGUAAUAUAUGAGGAUGUCUCAUUUGAACGAGGUGAUUUUCUGAUGCAGCAGGCCAUGAGGGCUCUUCGUGCCAAUAACAUAGAAAGUGCAAAAUCAAGGCUUGGUGUAUGUGCUGAAGAUGUUAGAGAGCAAUUGCAAAAGAGUGGAAAUACUCCCGAGUUAUGCUCUCAGCUGGGUGCUGUAUUGGGUAUGCUAGGUGAUUGCUGUCGAACUACUGGUGAUGCUAGUUCUGCAGUUUCUUACUUUGAGGAGAGUGUAAAUUUCCUUAUGAAAGUUCCAAAGGAUGAUUUGGAGAUAAUACACACACUUUCUGUCUCUCUAAAUAAAAUUGGAGAUCUGAAAUACUAUGAAGGGGAUUUACAAGCGACGAGGUCCUACUAUUUUCAGGCCUUGGAUGUUCGCCGCAGUGCGAUCAAGAAUAAUUCAACUGUUCCUUCUCAGGUCAUAGAUGUUGCUGUAUCCCUUGCCAAAGUUGCUGAUGUAGAUAGAAAUCUGGGCGAUGAAGACACAGCAGUUGCAGGUUUCCAAGAGGCCAUUAAACUGUUAGAAUCAUUAACAGUAAGUCCUGAAGAAGUUGGCCUCGAAAAACGGCGCCUUUCAGUGCUGGAGUUCCUAAACAGUCAGCUUGGGAAAAAAUAGCACAUUCCACUCUCAAAUAUAUAUGUUAGUUAUAUGCGUGAAGAGAUGAACCAAACAUCCGGUUUGGCUGUUCUGUAAUAACUAUUAGUGAGCACAAGUUGUUGUUAUUGUAAAUGGCUUGCAAGCUGGAAACGAAUUUCUGGACUCAUAAUACGUAAGAAAUACUAUGCUAUUGUCUUGUUAAUAGCAUAGCAAAAUAACUGGCAUUGCAAAAUAGUUAAAGCUAGUGUGUUGGUAAAUUCCAGAUUUUCUCAGUGAUGAUGACCACAAAGAAAAUGAAAACUUCCCAUUGGGUUUCUUCU